Messenger RNA from Henningerozyma blattae CBS 6284, 4443 nucleotides. RefSeq names its product LisH domain-containing protein. Gene Ontology annotation, molecular function: protein binding. The record is from RefSeq and is a predicted model, not a curated record. Lineage: Eukaryota; Fungi; Ascomycota; Saccharomycetes; Saccharomycetales; Saccharomycetaceae. The transcript has a single exon. Gene Ontology annotation, cellular component: nucleus. Bases 1 to 4443 code for a protein of 1480 amino acids.
AUGUCUAUAAGAUCUAAUUCGAUAGAAUCAGUUUCAAACAAGGAAGGCUCUGAUUCGGGGAUAAUAAGUGCUUCUUCAUCAAAUAACAAUAUAACUUCAAGUAAGAUUUCAAAUUCGUGCCCUAGUCCUAGCUCUAUUUCUAACAAUACUGCGAACUCAUCUGAUAAUGUUAGUGAUAUACGUAAUUCUACUUUCAAUGAUACUUCUAACCCUCUUUUGAACAACCAUAUCCCUUCUAAUACAAAUUCCGAAUCUUAUAAUAAUAACAAUAAGCCUAGUUCCAAUGAGCAUAAUAUUGACAUAAUCGAAAACCAUACUGCCUCUAAUACUACUACUCCUGCUAAUACCACUACCACCACUGCUACUACUGCUACUAUCAUUACUGCUGCUACUACUGCUAAUAAUAAUAAUAAUAAUAUUGAUAAUAAUGAUAAUGAUAAUAAUAAUAAUAGUAAUAAUAGUAGUAAUAAUAAUAAUAAUACUGCUAAAAAUGAUAAUACUAAGGAGGAAAAUUCUAAAUCUAAUAGUGUUUCUAUCUCCAACCCCAAUUCUAAAGAUGGCAUAACUGUAGAAUCUAAUUCUAACCUUAUCCCUAAGCUAACUGACAUAACUAACCCUAGUGAUACUCCCACAUCUACUUGUAAUGGCUGUAUUAUUCCACGCUCUAAAGAUAAUGUUCAUUUUGUUACUGAUGAUAAAUCUGGUACAAAUUUCAAUUCUAAUGGUAAUGUUGACACUAAUUCUAAUUCUAAUACUAAUUCUGCCGAUAAGAUCGAAUCAAAUUCUAAUUAUAACUCCAGUGAAAAAGUUGACUCAAAUCAUCAAAUCGAAUGCUACACUAAUCUGAACUCUGAUACAAAUGCUAAUUCUGCUUUUCACUCUGACUCUAACUCUAACUCUAACGCUAAUAUUAAUUGUAAUUAUAAUUGUAAUUCUAACCCUAAAACUAAUGAAAAUUAUGAUGAUACCUAUCCUUCUAAUUCUAAUGGUAACGAUUCCUUUAAUUCUAAUUCUAAUUCUAAUUCCAACUCUAAUGAAGACUCUAAUUGUGAUGAUAUUACUUCGUCUCAUUUUCAUGACUUUUUAAAUCCCAUCUCCAAUCGUGCUACUGAUUCUAAUUCUUAUAUGGAUACUAAUAUAUAUACAACAGCCAGCUACCCAAAUAAUGAUACAAAUAUAGAUAUGAACAUGAAUUUAAAUAUUCAUGCCUCAGUUCCAUUCCCAUCGAUUACAGGGCCUUCUACUUCUUUCAAAUAUUUGAAAGAAGAAUCAAAUUUGAAAAAAACAGCGGCGAUAAAUCAAGAUGGAGAAGGAUUAGAACGGUUAAAUGCAUAUAUAUAUGAUUUUUUAGUUAAGUCUAAUCUUAAAAAAACCGCCAUAGAAUUUGCCAAAGAAUGCGAUAUCAACGAUAAAGGAAAUAAGCCUUCAAUAAAUGAUACCGACGCAGACCCAAACCAAGCUAUUAAUAUUUCUUUUGACCCUAAUAACAAUAAUAUGUUUGAAUCAAACACCGAAAAAUUAUUAACGAAAAAUACUAAAUCAAAUUCAACUUCUACUAUCAGCCCUAUCGCUAAUUUUAACGAUCGAGAUAAUAAGAAAAUAAAUAUUAAUGAAAAUAAUUACCUUUCUCCAAAUUUUGACUCAAAUGAUGUUCUUAAAUCUGAGCCACCUACUUUCACUCCAGAAAAUAAUACUGCAAGUAGGUUUUUUAUUGAAUGGUGGCAAAUAUUUUGGGAUUUGUUCAAUGCUAAAACUCAUGGUAGUGGGUCAAAUCAAGCACUUCAAUAUUUUCAAAUUCUAACGCAACAAAAACGACAAGAACAUGUAUACAAAGGACUCCUAGCUCAUACUGCAAGAACACAGCAUAUGGCAGAACAAAGGGGUGAUUAUAACGAAGAUAUCAUGGAUCCGUUAAUGUUCGCCAAUUUAGUUGCCAAGACAUCGGCAGGAUUGCCUUUUUUAACUCCAAUAGAUAAACAAUUAAUAAAUAUACAUCCUAACUUCCAUCAAUAUCAAACUCAACCUAUGGCUCAACAAGAGCUUGUGCAACGGUACCCAAUGCCGCUAUCUCCGCAACAAAUGUAUUAUCACCAGGAGACACAGCAAGAAUUGAAGCAGAAAUUAGAGAAUCAGAUGCAACAACAAUCAGUAUAUGAACCUUCUGCCAAAUUAUUUUCUAAUUCUCAAUGCCAAAUGGGCAAAUCAACCUCACAGCAAUCAAAUAAAUUCCAUCCACAACAACGCCAUGGACAUCGACCAAAGGCUACAAAAUCUGAUCCUUUAAAUUCUGAUCUUAAACCAUCCAAUACGGAUUCUGAAUCUUUUAGUAUCUCAUUAUCCGAUUCAAAACUUAGAACAACUCAUACAUCUUCCAGUCAGCAACCAGAUCAUCCAUCAUUUGAAAGGAAAGUAGAUGAAAAGCCUGUAACUCAAUAUUCUCUAACUUCAAAAAGAGGCUCUGCUUUGGCUCUGGAUAAACCGAAUAAAAUAUCUCAUCAAGGUCAAUCGCUACAAAAUCAAUUUCAACAACUGAACCAGGAGCAGCAGCUUCAAAUUCAGGAACAAUUGAGCCAGAACCAACAUUCUAACCUACCAUCGUAUCUACCUGGCACUCAAACUCCACAAAUGAAAUUUAAGCAACUUCAAGAUAACAUGAACAUUCAAACUUCUCCCCAAGAUGUAUUACACAGUACUACUUCACUUGUGGGAAUCCCAUACGCAAAUGGGAUUAAUUUUCAAGUUUCCGAAUUGCCAAUGCUUAGCUAUAACCAGCCAAGCAUAUCGCAGAAUCAAGAGGUUAACAAUUCUCAAUUUUAUACAAAUCAAAGUAGCCGCGACUCACCACUUGAUUCCAAAGAUUCAAAACUUCAAACUGUCGGGGUUACAUAUUCCAAAGAUCCAGAGGAUCAAGACUCACCAGAUAGCAACCUUUCUAAACUAACCUCUAAUUCUAAUCAUCGUCCAAGUUGUGCAUCACCUCCCGAAGACACCAAGAUUUCAAACGUUUCAGUCUCAAAUACCUCUCCCACCGCAAUAGAAAAUAAUUUGCAGUUUACUAAUUCUUCAGAUUCUAGUAGGAAAAAUUCAUAUAUUGAGAAACCAAAAUUGACAAAACAGACACCUCAACAUAGACAAUCUCUCAAAAGCAAGAGAACUAUUUCUAACAAGCAGCUUGGAGCUGAAUCAUCCACGGGGAACACAUCUUCUUCUCUACCAUCUACAACUAAUACUGUAACUAGUACUAACACAGUCACUUCUUCUGAGCCAAGGGCUAAUGUUUCGUUUAAUAAUCUUCGUUCGAUUAACAAGCUGGAACGCAAUAAUUCAGAGCCUAGUACAACAGUGCACACAGUUGAUUCACAGAAACUAAAAAUAACCAAAGAUGAUAGCAGCAUAAUCACCGUAAAACCUUCCUCAUCAUAUAAUUCUAAAAAAUCUGGCCAGCUGACGUCGAAACACACAACUUUACGUCCAAAAUCUACUAAUUCUUACUUACCCCUUUCUAAUAUAUCACCACAAAUGCUUCCAUCCGGAACUUUCCCUUACCAGCAUUCUUCAGAUUGGGUGCAAACACCAUUGUCUGCUCUUCCUUCUUCAGCACCUCACGAAACAUUUCAUGAUAUGGCUCAGCGAGUAUUUUCUUCAUCUGCGCCUGCCACACCCUUGGACGGAAUUCUAUAUUCAAGUGGUAAUACACAUGUAACAAAUACAAUUGGUCCGAAAAGUACAGGGAGUUCGUUAACUACUGUUGCUGAAGGCACAUUCACAACUCCAGUUAAUGAAAUCAUAACUAUUCCUCCUCAUUCAACUAGUGAAGGCGGAAAAAGAGUCAGUAAGAAAAAGAAGAGGUCUAAGAAAACUGUUAUGGCAAAUACUUCCAUCUCUACUAUGGAAGACCUACAACAGCAAUUUCAAAAUCAGUUCAAAAGUAAAUCCAAUAAAAGUAAAAAUACCCCUUCCGCUUCAUCUUUACCCGAUAAUUUUGGGGAUUGUUUACCUUUAGAUGAUGAACAACGACAACAACAAUCCAAUUCAUUUUAUCCAACUGCAAGCGUAGUGCAAUCACUGUAUCAAAGUGGUGAUAAUAUUAAAAGCCCAUCAACUACAAAUUUUAAUGCAAAUGAAUUUAAUAGCAUUAACUUAUCAUCACAGGGCAAUGAUCCCAUUUUCACAGAGGAAUCAUAUGGUCUCCAGAAUGACCAAGGUUCUAUGUUUACUAUGCAGAAUAUUAUAAAUGAAAAUACUCAAGAAACUUCAAAAUUAAGCAAAGAACAAAACUUAGAUUCAAUAGAAUCUAAAAAAACAACAGAAAAAUUAAAUUCUGGGAGAAUGUCCAAAGAUUCAAAUAAUGCAAACUCUAAACUUGAUAAUAUAGAGACAGCACUUGGUCUGGAAUUGUUAGAUCCUAGCUCAAACGAUUUUACUUUUCUCAAUUGGCAUUAA